AUGACAGAUAAGAAAUUGAUUUCAUCUUCUUCUUCAACUACAUCGAUUUACGAUACUACUGAGUUCUCUGAGGUUUUAGUAGCCUCUUGCGUUGGAUCAAGCUCCGCAGCAGCAGCGUGUUAUGGUUUCUCCGGAGGUUGUGGUAAUAACAUUGCUCAAGGUAACAUCUCAGGGACUCGUGUUUCGUCUUCUUCAGUUGGAGUUAGUGGGAAUGAGACCGACGAGUAUGACUGUGAAAGCGAGGAAGGAGUAGAAGCUGUAGUUGAUGAUGAACUUCCUUCCAAGUCUCGUAGCUCAUCGAAGAGAUGCAGAGCUGCUGAAGUUCAUAAUUUGUCUGAAAAGAGAAGAAGAUGUAGAAUCAAUGAAAAAAUGAAAGCUUUACAAAGUCUGAUACCUAAUUCAAAUAAGACGGAUAAGGCUUCAAUGCUUGAUGAAGCCAUAGAGUAUCUGAAACAGCUUCAGCUUCAAGUUCAGAUGUUGACAAUGAGGAAUGGGAUAAACUUACAUCCUCUGUGUUUACCUGGAACUACAUUACACCCAUUGCAACUCUCUCAGCUCCGACGUGGGGUGGUUCCUCAAGAAGCAACCAAUCAUUCUCUGCUUAAUCACACCAAUCAAUUUUCUUCCACUUCUAAUGCACCAGCAAUGAUCAACACUGAGGCUUCUUCAUACGCGUUGGAACCUUCUAUUCGUAGUCACUUUGGACCUUUCCCUCUCCUUACUUCACCUGCGGAGAUUAGUGGUGAAGGCGGGUUAACUCAUUCAAGGUUGAACAUUGGUCAUUCCAAGACAAACUUAACCGGGGGACAAGCUGCAUUUAACGGGCAACAAACGGAGAUAAAAGAUGGGCUUAGUUGA
This is a messenger RNA of Eruca vesicaria subsp. sativa (arugula), 858 nucleotides long. The record is from the annotation of a GenBank genome assembly. NCBI's taxonomy places the organism in Eukaryota, Viridiplantae, Streptophyta, Magnoliopsida, Brassicales, Brassicaceae.